AUGGCGCAAGCAUACCGACUCAUAUACUCUGAUUUAUUAGUAUUAGCCCCAUCUAAUAUAACAUUACCACCCUUACCAUCAACAACCUCUCAAGAUGCAUGUAUGAAAAUUAAAACAUUCUUUCGAUAUGCACGACGACAAAUAACAUUGAAAAACAGAAGAGAGUCCUUAUAUUAUCUUUACCAUAUUGGAGAGAUAAUUGAUAACGAAUGUAUGACACAAAGAGAUUCUAAAUUAUCAAAAUAUUAUUACACUGUAUCGAAACGGUUAUUUCUUAUAUUUGAAAAUAAUAUCGAACAAAUAAUGAGAACUCAAAAUACUAGUACAGCUCUUAUCGGAGGACUGAAACUUACUGACUUAAAUGAACUAAUUCACUGGAGUUCAUUUCUUAAAGGGGGGGAUAUU
This is a messenger RNA of Funneliformis geosporum, 405 nucleotides long. The record is from the annotation of a GenBank genome assembly. NCBI's taxonomy places the organism in Eukaryota, Fungi, Glomeromycota, Glomeromycetes, Glomerales, Glomeraceae.